CCACUCGGCUUGUCUCGUCUUCUAUGCUAGUCCUCUACAUACAGCAAUCUUCAUUGGAUAAAUACAAGCAGUUUCAGUAUAAGAAGAGAGAUAUAUGAAUGUUAUAGUUUAUCCAUAAAGGGAUUGACCAUACUUUUGUGUUCAUAAAGAGAGAAUACUUUAUUGUUCACUUAAAUGGACUACUUCUGUGUUUUCUUUAAACUGGAAUGUGAAAGGAUUUUUGCUGUUUAAAAGUAAUUUUUGGUAUUUGAUUUAUUCACUGGAACUUGUUGGUGUAAGGCUGGAUAUCUAAACAAGGUGUGUGUUCACACCUUCAAGGCUGCAGAGGCAUGGGCAUAGAUGGAAUUCAGUCGAAGGAAGAGGGGGAUGAGGUGAAGGAGAAGAAAGAAGAUGAAGUGAUCCACCUGAGGAGGACAAUAGGUCUGCUUCCGGCUAUCUCCUUCAUCAUCGGUACCGUGGUGGGCAGCGGCAUCUUCAUUGCACCAAAAGGGGUUCUGAUGAACAGUGGUAGUGUGGGCCUGUCACUGGUGGUUUGGGCCCUGUGUGGGGUUCUCUCGACCUUCGGGGCCUUGUGUUAUGCUGAGCUGGGAACCACAUUUACAAAGUCAGGGGGCCACUACACCUAUCUGCUGGAGACAUUAGGACCCUUGCCUGCGUUCCUGCGUCUCUGGGCAGAGUUUUUAUUCAUCAGGCCAGCUGUAGCAUCCUAUGUGUCCCUGGCGUUCGGACGCUAUGUGGUGGAUCCCUUUUUCAGCCCUUGUGCUCCUCCCACAGCACUGAUUAAACUGGUCAGCAUCCUUGGAGUGACAUUUGUGGUGGCGAUAAACUGCUGGAGUGUGACCCUGGCCUCUCGCACCCAGAUCACGCUGACAUUCAUCAAGAUGUUUGCCCUGGUCCUAAUCAUCGUUCCUGGCAUCAUGGCAUUAGCCAGAGGACAGACAGAGAACUUUCAGAAUGGGUUUGAGAUUGAUACAUUAACACUGAAUAAGCUACCAUUGGCKUUUUAUUCUGGUCUAUAUGCCUAUGGUGGAUGGUUUUAUCUGAAUUUUGUCACAGAGGAGGUCAUUAACCCAAAUAGAAACAUCCCACUGGCAAUCAUCUUCUCCAUGGUGACGGUGACUGUGUGCUACGUUCUUGUCAACGUGGCCUAUUACACCAUGAUGACAGCAGAGGAGCUUCUUGUGUCUGACGCUGUGGCUGUGACGUUUGCCAAUCGUGCGCUUCACGGCUUGGCCUCUGUGAUUCCUGUACUGGUAGCUGUGUCCUGUCUUGGGGCGCUGAACGGUGGCUUCUUUGGAGCACCCAGGAUGCUGUUUGUGGGGGCCAGGGAGGGACACUGGCCAGUCCUCUUCUCAAUGAUCCACAUCCAUCGAAACACGCCUCUGCCUGCUGUUCUGCUGCUGUAUCCGUUGGUGGUAGUGAUGGUGGCCAGAGGAGAGAUAUUCCAGCUGAUCAACUUUGCCUCCUUCUCCCGGUGGCUCUUCAUUGCCAUGGCGACCAUGGGGAUGCUCAUCCAUCGCUACCGCUUCCCCCUCCACCCAAGACCCUUCAAGGUGCCGCUGGCCAUUGCAGUCACUUUCACAGUGGUGUGCUUCUUCAUCGUUGGGCUGUCUCUGUACUCAGACCCCUGGAACACAGGGGGCAGCUGUGCUCUCACCCUGUCUGGAGUCCCUGUCUACUACCUGACCGUGCACCGCUCACGCCUGCCCGCCCGAUGGAGAAAGAGCUUCAACUACUGCAGUAAGCAGCUCCAGAUACUGCUGGAGGUGGCUCAGCAGGAAGUCCAGACCUACUAAAGACGCCUCUUUACUCACACACACUGACCAGACGAACGGACACCCAUUGCUGUGCCCUCCAUAUUGUAUAUGGAUGUGAAUACCAAGGCAUGUUACUUAGAUUUGGAAAAGAAUGAGCCGUUAACUCUACAGCAUUCACUGCUCGGAAAGUUAGUUCUGCUGAAAAAACCCCAAUGACUAUUGUUUUUGUUUACUUGAAUUAAUGAGGUGUACUUUUUACGCUUUGAAUACGAUAUAUGUUUUGUGUUGAUUAUUUACAUUUAAAAUGACAAUCAUGAGAAAAUGUUGCCAUACUGGUAUUUGGUACUCAAAACAAAGAGAAACUGUGACGUAUUCAUUCAUUCCAUUUACAUAGGAUUCAUAAAACAGACAUGCUUUUCUUAAACAUCCCAAAAGUUACCCAUGUCAGUUUUUCCACAAACCCUGCUCUGGGGUCUGUUGUACCAGACAUGUAAUAAAUACUGAACCAGAAUGRAAAAGUUCUUGCAUAUUAUGUGGUGUUCAUGCCCCUUCCAGUUUAUCAUACCUUCAAUUAUAAUAUGGGACAAGAAACCCAGGACUGUGUGAAUCUAGUCAAAGUUAAGACAUCUAAUCCCACCCAAUGUGAAAAGAAGCAGCAAAGUCACCGGGUUUCACUGUAGUCAGCACACCCACCCAAAAA
This is a messenger RNA of Salvelinus sp. IW2-2015, 2457 nucleotides long. RefSeq names its product cystine/glutamate transporter. Gene Ontology annotation, cellular component: membrane. Lineage: Eukaryota; Metazoa; Chordata; Actinopteri; Salmoniformes; Salmonidae. The record is from RefSeq and is a predicted model, not a curated record. Gene Ontology annotation, biological process: amino acid transmembrane transport. Gene Ontology annotation, molecular function: L-amino acid transmembrane transporter activity.